This is a messenger RNA of Pocillopora verrucosa, 4485 nucleotides long. RefSeq lists its product as uncharacterized. Gene Ontology annotation, biological process: cell surface receptor protein tyrosine kinase signaling pathway; multicellular organism development; protein phosphorylation. Gene Ontology annotation, molecular function: transmembrane receptor protein tyrosine kinase activity; ATP binding; transmembrane transporter activity. Lineage: Eukaryota; Metazoa; Cnidaria; Anthozoa; Scleractinia; Pocilloporidae. The record is from RefSeq and is a predicted model, not a curated record. Gene Ontology annotation, cellular component: ATP-binding cassette (ABC) transporter complex; plasma membrane; signaling receptor complex.
AGAGUUUUAAUAAUGGAGCAAAUAAUCACAAAACACGUCUCCCCGAUCAACCUGUUCGUAAUUUGCAUGUUGGCAAAGCCGGCCGAUGCAAAGGUGGCAGUCCUAUUAUUGGAAUACUCUGUUUUGUGGACAGCGAUUGUCAAUUCAUUCGCUCUCUUUUAUUUCAAUUGAAAGAAACAAAGGAAAAUAACAAUGUUCUGUUGAUAGUUGUGCAGCUUGUAAAUUAAACGCAUCGGUGGAUUUUGAAACUAGCCUAGACGCGAUCACGAGUUAGCCGGCCCCAAGCGGUCUUUACAAAUAGAAAUAUUGAGUGUUUCCUCAUUCUGAACGACGCCAUAAGAGCUUGGAUCUCAAGCAUCACCACAUGGAUCAGUAUUGCUUCAUUUCCUCUCACCGAUGAAUUCGAAUUGCCGUAUAUUCACGAACCCAAUGUUGCUUAAUUGAUGUUUGGCAAAGAUCGAUUUGUUUUACACAGUGACUGCUGGAAGCCACAGCUCAGCGGGAUUUCAGUUCAAAAUUCGUUCCGCAAGCUCUCCUCAAGAUGAUUUACAAACGAGUGCUGUCUUUGAGCUCUUUGAUAAUCCUUUGGUUACAGAGCAGAAGCUUUAUAAGUGGUAAAUGCCUCCACGAAUUCUCAGGUCCAACAGAGAAACAGAAAUUAACCUUUCAAGGAAAGGAGUUACCACUGACAAUUUCCUAUGGACAUCGCGCUUCCCAGCAAGCCACUGCACAGCUUACUAAGAUUUUACUAGAGGAAGGCCUGGGGUACGAUGACGUCAAAUUGGUACCCUGCUUUCAAGAGACUUUAGGAACUAAUUGUGGGAGUGCCAGAUUUUCUGGUGUUCCGCAAGCCAUGAUAGACACAGAGGUCUGGGUACCAUUUGACCGUGAAUACCCUGCAGAGAAUGAGGUAGUGGCGGAUGUGGGAUCAAUAGGAUUCACGGGAAGAUUAGGCUGGUUUACAAACUCCUUCUUUGUUGAUCGAAUGUGGAGCGAACACCACCAACCCGCUGAUCAUUGGAGAGCCCUACAGCUUCGUGUUGUACUACAGGAACUUCCCCUCGCAUCGGAACUGAUCACAUGUCAGGCUUGCAUAGAAAACGAGUUCCAUCCUCUGCAGUGUGUCCAACUAAACCAAAGUGGCGAAAAUUGUGUUGCUCUUAUGGCUGCACAUAAAGGUAAUCUCAGUUCUUUUAUGGUCGAGGAUCAGAUUUCAAGUCUUCGAUUGAACAUAUCAGUGAUGUGGCUUGGAAAUAACCUUACUUCCACAGUUUUGCUGAAUGAAGCAAAGAGAAAGCCGUUACUAUUUUAUGCCUGGGAUCCAUGCCCUUUAACCACAGAUGACAAAUUUAGGAGGAUUACCUUCCCUGGAUGCAGCUUUUCUUCGAACUACAUCGCCAUAAACCACACGAAUAAAUAUCAUGGAGGAUGCGAUUUUCCCUUGUACGACCUGCGUAAGUUUGUUUGGAAGGAAAUACAAAAUCGUUACAAGGACAUUUAUGGCCUAUUAAAAGCCAUCAGCUUUACACGAGAGCAAAUCACUGAUAUACUUCAUCAGGUCGGCACAACACAAAACAGCGCGUUAAUCAAUGACUCCAUGUGCCAUUGGCUGAAUAAAUCACGCGAUAUUUGGUUGCCAUGGAUACGAGCUGAAACUACAGCUAAAAGAACUGUGUAUAUUGGAGGGAUGUUUCCUAGUCUUGUGGAGGCAAAGGCUGUAUGGUCAAGUCCGGGUGAUGAAGUUGGAGCCCAACUAGCUAUCCAGGAGAUUAACAGAGACAAAAACGUUUUGGAGCGCUGCAGGCUUGAGCUACUUGUAGCUCCAACUCAGUGCAGAGGAGAGCUGGUGAUUUCGGCCUAUGUACGGUACCUGAAUCUGCAUCAUUCAGAAAAAGUGAUCGGUAUCGUUGGACCAGCAUGCAGCAAGGCAACACUUCCAAUAGCCGAAGUGGCGCGAUUUCACAACACAGUUCUGAUGGGCUACGGCGCUGAUGACGUGGCUUUAUCCGAUAGAACGAGAUUUCCGAUGUUUUUCCGAACAAAUCCAAGCAUUGACGAAUUCAAGCUCGCAUACUUAUCAAUUUUUCGAGAAUUUGGUUGGAAGAAAUGUGUUGUCUUGCGUGAGGCUAAGUAUCCAGUAAACACGAUACAGUCUCGUACAGAAUUCCUGACAAAACACGGAGUUCAAGUACUGUCACGUGAGUUGCCGUCCGGUGAAGACCUGGACGCCAAGAGUUAUGUCAAGAACGUUGCAGAGAGUAAACUGACGGUGGUAAUGUUGGAUGCCUACCCAGCAGUCACCAGGGCAGUGACAUGCCAAGCAUAUAAGGAGGGUCUAACUUCAGAAAAAGGUUACGUGUGGUUCUUACUUGAUUGGCUGGAAUCUAAUUGGUGGGACGUAGAUUUUUAUAACAGCAAAAGGCACGCCGCACCAGAAAGCGUACCGUGCUCUAAUGAUGACAUGAAGACUUUUGUUGAUCAAGGCUACUUCACUUUAUCUUCUCCCUUUUUUGGAGAUGACGAACAACUCGUUGAGGGAGGAGGAACUGUUAAACAAUGGAAAGAACGAUAUCGAUCUACCGUGACAAAGCAGAAAAAGGAAUGGUCGGAUUACGCAUCGUUUGCGCAUGACGCUGUGUGGACAUACGCUGUAGCACUGAACCAGCUGCUCAAGAAUGACUCCUCUGCUUUGGAUAAGAUUGAUACCAAUUCUACCUCAGCAAAGUUCCGUCGCUAUAUACAGCAAGUGGACUUCUUGGGUGUGUCUGGAAGGGUUCACUUUAACAAAGGCGAUCGUCUCUCCGACAUUAUCAUCAAACAGAAAUUCACUUCGCACUCCGUAACCAUUGGAAACUUUAUCCAUGCCCACAAACCGAACGCAACUUACUCAGGAGGCCUGCAGUGGAAUCCUAACACAAUUACAUGGGCCUCGGGAACAAUACCAAGUGAUGUUUUACCAGAACCUGAACCCAGGGCACUAUGCGCAGUGGAGAAUUUAAGAAAAGCUUUGGGUGUGUCCUGUCGAGUGGCCAUUGGUAUUGCCGUACUCAUUGCCCUGAUAUCUGUUUCGGUUCUCCUGAUAUUUGUUAUAUGGAUUCUCAAAGGAAGAUAUUCUUCAAAGUACCGUAACACUAAAAAUCGUCUGCGCGAGCUGGGUCUCUUGGAUUCCAAUUUCACCGGGUCCAUAUUUAUACUAGACGAUUGGGAAAUACCGCGAGAAAAACUGGUUUUAAACAGGAAACUCGGCGAGGGAGCUUUCGGAGCUGUGUUUGGUGGAGAAGGUAUGGGUCUGAAGGAAUCUGAGGUCUCGGUACCAGUAGCAGUGAAAACUCUCAGAGUUGGAGCAACGAUUGAGGAUAAGAUUGAAUUUCUGAGCGAGGCAGAUAAAAUGAAGCUCCUUUCCCAUCCAAACCUGGUGAAGCUCCUUGCCGUUUGUACCACAGGCGAACCAGUAUAUAUUGUUAUGGAACUCAUGAUACACGGUGACUUGAAAAAUUUUCUUCUUGCUCGGCGUCGCAUGGUGAAUCAACCUGGAGCUCCUGAGUCCGAAGAUGUCACUCCGGAAAAGCUGACAACUAUGGCACUGGACAUUGCUCGCGGGCUCCAGUAUCUGACAGAUAUGAACUUUGUGCACAGGGACUUAGCAUUACGAAACUGCAUGGUCGGGUUUGGGAACGUUAUAAAGAUCGGUGAUUUUGGAUUGGCGCGGACUCUUCAAAACAAUGAUUAUUACAGGUUUCAAAGGAAGGCAAUGCUGCCUGUAAGAUGGAUGUCACCGGAGUCUAUCAGGGAAGGUUUAUUCACUCCGUGUACAGACGUUUGGUCUUAUGGUGUCACACUCUGGGAGUUGUCUACCAUCGGCGGCUUUCCCUACCAAGGGAUGUCCAACGCAGAAGUCUUGGAGAGAGUGGAAAAAGGAUACACGUUGGAAAUACCGAGCCAGUCCAGCUCAGAAAUGCUCGUCUUACUUGGGAAGUGUUGGCAUCAAGAUCCGGCCCAAAGACCAAAACCAUCAGAGAUUGUUAAAACCUUACUUGAGAACCAAGAGCUCGUUCACGCAUGCGUUGGUGUGCCUGCUACCACUCUCCUUGAUGACAGCAUGGCAAAUUUUGACGCCAGAGAGGCAAAUACGCAUGUACUUGGAGAGAUAGAAAGCCUGCAAUCAAACCAUUUCUUGGACUCGGAUCAUGUUAGCAGCACUUUGACUCUAACUCGGGAUGCACGUAAUGAUCACGUGGGAAGAAAACAUAGCAUCAAGUCAGUAGCAGGGAAGGCGAAAGGUCAUUCAACUCUACCCUGGAGGAAAACAUCAGUGCAUUCUUAAAUUUAUACUUGGAUUGAAAUAAGAUUUGCUAUUCAAAGGUUUAUUGAGAAAAUGAGGACAGUUUCCUAAAUUAUUUUUUUUAAAUAUUUCUAAAACUCAAUCUUGACCAAAGUAAUUUGUUUGUUUAAAAAAUUCAAUAAAGUUUAUCAUCAGUCAUUGCA